Peniophora sp. CBMAI 1063 is the source of this 2550-nucleotide messenger RNA. Lineage: Eukaryota; Fungi; Basidiomycota; Agaricomycetes; Russulales; Peniophoraceae. The record is from the annotation of a GenBank genome assembly.
AUGUCCCAGUCGUAUUUCCCUGCUCAGCCUGCGACGCCCGUGCUGGCUGGCCAGGAUGUGCAGUCUGCCGAGCCGGCCGAGUCGCACCUUGCCGACGUCAAGCGCCACUACAUCGAGACUAAGGAUAGGCUCCUAGGCGCGCUGGACGCGAGCAAGGAUAUUCUGAACGAUAUUCGGAUCUUCAACAAGGAUGCCUGGACCGUCCGCUACCCUCAUUUCCGCGACACGACCCCCUCCGAAGUACCCUCGACGGUCGCCUCGCCUUCUCGCCGCAAGAGCUACCGCCGUUCGCUCUCCUUUGCCGACGAGCCGGCCGUAGAGACCGAAGUCGUGAUCACGCCCUCGGCCUCCGCGUCCUCGACGACGAUCUCCUCCAUCUCUGAGGUCUCCGAGGAGCCGGCGGAUGCACUCCCUGAGGGCGAGAACGAGGCUGCGAAUGGAGACAGGCUUAUCCCGGCCAGCGAAGUCUCGGACGACUUCCGCGUUUUCCGCCUAGACCUCAAGCUUGGCCAUGCCGGCGCCCAGCAGCUCGUGCACCAGCUCGAGCGUGCAAGCAUUGCCAACUUGCUCGACGACCGUCUCACGGCUUCCAUGACGCACCUCGACAAGCUCCGUGUUCGCGUGGAGGACACCAGCUCGAAGGUGCUCGUCACGGGAGACCUUAACGCCGGCAAGAGUACGCUCGUCAACCGCCUGCUCAGCCGCGACGUUAUGCCCGUCGACCAGCAGCCGUGCACGUCGUCCUUCUGCGAGGUCCAUGACGUAGCGGAGAACAACGGCGUCGAGGAGGUCCACAUCGUCAAAGAUGUCGCCGCGUACGACGUCAGCGACGAAAGCACCUAUGAGCGUCUCCCGCUCGAAGAGCUCGAGCGCAUCAUCGAUGAGGCGGACGCUGAGGAGCAGCAGCCUCUUCUCAAAGUCUACCUCACCGACGCUCGUACGAUCGACACGUCGCUCCUCAAUAACGGACUUGCCGACAUUUCUCUCAUCGAUGCUCCCGGCUUGAACCGCGACAACAGCAAGACCACCGCCGUCUUCGCCCGUCAGGAGGAGAUCGACGUCGUUGUCUUCGUCGUCUCCGCCGAAAACCACUUCACGCUCUCCGGCAAGGAGUUCCUGAGCGCCGCGGCCAACGAGAAGGCGUACAUCUUUAUCGUCGUCAACAAGUUCGACGCUAUCCGCAACAAGGACAAGUGCCGCCGUCUCGUGCUCGAGCAGAUCAAGCAGCUCAGCCCGAGGACGUACGAGGAGGCCGGCGAACUGGUCCACUUCGUUGACUCCGUCACCGGCCCGGGCGCUCCGGCAUUCGAAGCGCUCGAGGCGGCGCUAAGGAGCUUUGUCCUCGUUAAGCGCGCAAAGUCCAAGCUCACGCCCGCCGCGACGUACCUCUCGCACCUCCUCGGCGACGUCGAGCUUCUCGUUGGCGCCAACCGCCUCGUGGCCGCGAACGAGCUCGCCAAGGCCGAUGCACAGCUCGCGCAGAGCAAGCCCGUGCUGGAGAAGAUGAAGGCUGGACGGGACAAGCUCGAGAGCGCGCUUGAGGCCGUCGAGGAGGACGGAACGCGCGAAGCUGGACUCGUCACGUCCAAGACGCUCAACUCUGCGCUCGACUCGGUCGCGCAGGGUGCGCCCGCUGAGGGAGUCAGUCUCCCGCCUUACCCCGGUCUUCUCAACGUAUGGGACUACGCCAUGGACGUCCGUCGUGCACUGCUCGCUUCGCUCGAUGCUGCCGUAUCACGCGCUGAGGAUGCUGCACGCAAUAUCACGUCGAAGGGCGUCAGCACUGUCGCUGAGCUUGCAGAGGAGCAUCUCCCGGCCGACGUCGAGAGGAGCAAGCGUGUGUUCAUGCCCCAGGCCAUGUUCGCCGUCUCCGGACGUCGCAAGAGCGUCGCGUCCGUUGGACUCGGGUUGUCGGUUGCGCACAAGGACAUGCUGGAGCCCAACCUCGCCGAUUUCUUCGAUCUGCAACACGCGCUGUUCGUUCAUCUUGGACAUGCUACGUCCGACGAGGAAGACGUCGUUAAGCACGACGAGCUCGAUGUUGCCAACCCGACUAUGCUCUCCGUCGUCGGGCUCGGCGUCGGCGCGCUUACUAUGGUCGGCGGCCAGGCCGUCGGAGCCCGCGCGCUCGUCGAGGGCGUCGUACGCGUCGCGGAUCUGCUCGGCAACGAGAAAGCCAGGCAGUGGGUCGCGCCCGUGCUCGGUCUCACGGUCCUCGGCGGCAUCGCCUACGUCGUCAUGGAGCUCCCCUCGACGAUCCCGCGCAACAUCGGCCGGUCGAUCAGGCGCGAGCUCGUGCGCACCAAGGACGGUGAGGAGCGCUGGGUGGACGUGAAUGCCGCGCGCGUCAGCAGGGAGAGCAGGAAGGUGUUGCGAUUGGCGAGCUGGGAUUUGCGGGCGAGGUUCAAGGAUGCUGUGGAGGAUAAGGCGAAGAUUGUGAGGGGCGCGGAGGAGGAGAGGAGGAGGGCGGAGAGGGCGAGCGCGUUCUUUGAGGGCGUUGCGAGGAGGGCGGGGUGUGUGAGGGAGGAUGCGGGGAUCGUUGCUGUUUGA